GCAGCCGCCGCGGCAGCUCUGGGUUUGGCGCCGCCGGCCGCCCGAGGGCUCCUCACACCACCCUCGUCCCCGCUGGAGCUGCUGGAGGCCAAGCCCAAGCGCGGCCGCCGCUCCUGGCCGAGAAAGCGCACUGCCACGCACACCUGCAGCUACGCGGGCUGCGGGAAGACCUACACCAAGAGCUCGCACCUCAAGGCGCACCUACGCACACACACAGGCGAGAAGCCUUACCACUGCAAUUGGGACGGCUGUGGCUGGAAGUUCGCACGCUCCGACGAACUCACGCGCCACUACCGCAAGCACACGGGCCACCGGCCCUUCCAGUGCCACCUGUGCGACCGUGCCUUCUCCCGCUCCGACCACCUGGCGCUGCACAUGAAGCGGCACAUGUAGCCAGGACGACCCUGCCCAUCCGUGCACGGCCGUGGCGGGUCCCACGCACCGGGCGCGGCCCCCUCCUGAACUGACUGGUAUUUAUUGGGCCCAGAGGACCGGGCCAGGCACAGCGUGGCCAAAGAUGGGACGCCCCCAGCAACGAUCAUGCCACCACUCCCGGUCCCCAUCAGAGACUGAAAGGCCCGGUGGAAGAAGACCACCAUCCUCCUUGACGAGUUUUGUUUUCAAAAUGGUGCAAUAAUUAAGUGUCGUCUUCCCCUCCACCGGGUCUACACUAGAGGAUCGAGGCUUGAUGCCUUGUGAGAAAUACAGCCUUAACCUGUACUGUCUGCGACAUUUUUUUUUAUAAUAUUGUACAUAAUGACUGUGACAGAUAUUGUAUUACUGUAAAUAAGGAGACAGGUGUGCAUUUGAGCAACCUGGUUCAUUUUUAUAAGACUUGCUGUUUUUUAAUUAAAAAGAAAGUUUUGCAUCUUUU
Condylura cristata (star-nosed mole) is the source of this 874-nucleotide messenger RNA. RefSeq names its product Kruppel-like factor 2 (gene KLF2). NCBI's taxonomy places the organism in Eukaryota, Metazoa, Chordata, Mammalia, Eulipotyphla, Talpidae. The record is from RefSeq and is a predicted model, not a curated record. The transcript has 2 exons. The annotation marks the transcript as partial. Gene Ontology annotation, molecular function: DNA-binding transcription factor activity, RNA polymerase II-specific; RNA polymerase II cis-regulatory region sequence-specific DNA binding. Gene Ontology annotation, biological process: regulation of transcription by RNA polymerase II.